CCGGAAGUCAGCCGUCUAGUCUGUUUACUUUUGCCGCUGCUGGACCCACGUGAACACAAUGCAGGUCUGAUGUGGCCUCAGUCACAAUGUCUCUGAGAUGCUUUCAGAAGACGUCGCCGACACUGUCCACGGUGAAGAGCUGCGUGCGUCUGAGACGCUUCUCCGGAGCGGCUCAGGGUCACAGGAGGGUGGUGAUCACCGGCAUCGGCCUCGUGUCUCCCCUCGGGACGGGAAGUGCUCUGCCGUGGCAGCGUCUGAUUGGUGGAGAAAGCGGUUUGGUCGCUCUGGACCCAGAGGAGUACAAGACGGUCCCGUGUAAGGUGGCGGCCCGCGUGCCGCGAGGAGAUAAAGAUGGCGAUUUUAACCAAGAGGCAUUUGUGUCCAAAGGAGAGAUCAACAGCAUGUCUGCAGCCACGGUUAUGGCCGUCGGGGCGGCCCGCUUGGCUCUUGAAGAUUGCGGCUGGUUUCCCAGAAGCCCCGAGGAGCAGCUGAGCACCGGCGUGGCGGUCGGGAUGGGGAUGGUGUCUCUGGAGGAAAUCGCUCGCACGGCCUCGGCCUUCGAGACGCGCGGCUACAGCAAAGUCAGUCCGUUUUUCGUCCCCCGCAUCCUGGUCAACAUGGCCGCGGGACACAUUAGCAUCAAGCACAAGCUCAAGGGCCCCAAUCACGCCGUGUCCACCGCCUGCACCACGGGGGCUCACGCCGUCGGGGACGCCGCCCGCUUCAUCGCCCGCGGCGACGCCCAGGUGAUGCUCGCCGGCGGGACGGAGGCCUGCGUCAGCCCCCUGUCCGUCGCCGGCUUCGCUCGCGCUCGGGCCCUCAGCACCGGCUGGAACCAGGAGCCCAGGCUCGCCUCGCGGCCGUUUCAUCCGGACCGAGAGGGGUUCGUGAUGGGAGAAGGGGCGGCCGUGCUGGUUUUGGAGGAGUAUGGACACGCGGAGAAGAGGGGUGCGCGGGUGUACGCCGAGCUGCUGGGCUACGGGCUCUCCGGAGACGCCGGCCACAUCACGGCCCCGAGCGCCGACGGAGACGGAGCCUUCCGGUGCAUGUCUGCUGCUCUGCGUGACGCCGGAGUGUCUGCUUCGGACGUGACGUACAUCAAUGCUCACGCCACCUCCACGCCUCUCGGAGACGCGGCGGAGAACGCCGCCAUUAAGAGGCUGUUUGAGCAGCACGCGCGCUCGCUGGCCGUGUCCUCCACUAAAGGAGCGAGCGGGCACCUGCUGGGAGCCGCCGGAGCGCUGGAGGCCGCCUUCACGGCCCUGGCCUGUCACCACGCCGUCCUGCCGCCCACCCUCAACCUGGACCGCACGGAGCCCGAGUUCGACCUCAACUACGUGCCCUGCACGGCCCAGACGUGGAGCUCCGGCGGGCGCAGAGUCGCUCUCACCAACUCGUUCGGCUUCGGGGGGACUAACGCCUCUCUGUGUCUCGCCAGCGUGUGAUUAGUCCUCUCGCGGGCCAGUUACUACGGGAAUUCAGAACAGAGAUCGUGUCGUGUUCGGAAGGAAAUACUAGCAAUGAUUGCAAUUUCAUUUUAUGCUUAAUUUGAUUUAAUUUAAGAACUAUAAGUGUAAAUAAAUUUUUUUUUGGUAAAGUUGACGGAUGACCAUCAGUGCAAGAAUUCAAUAGUUUAUGUAUCUUGGUAUUUCAAGAUUGUCCUUUGCUUUAAUGUAUGCUGUCAAAAAUAAAGUGUUUUAAAAACACUUUUAAA
Molecule: messenger RNA, 1714 nt
Organism: Puntigrus tetrazona (Sumatra barb)
Lineage: Eukaryota; Metazoa; Chordata; Actinopteri; Cypriniformes; Cyprinidae
Gene: oxsm
Product: 3-oxoacyl-ACP synthase, mitochondrial
Exons: 3
Coding region: 87-1445 (452 amino acids)
Biological process (GO): fatty acid biosynthetic process
Molecular function (GO): 3-oxoacyl-[acyl-carrier-protein] synthase activity
Source: RefSeq, a predicted model, not a curated record